This is a messenger RNA of Spinacia oleracea (spinach), 1346 nucleotides long. RefSeq names its product transcription factor MYB36-like. The coding region runs from base 233 to 1234 and encodes 333 amino acids. The transcript is spliced from 3 exons. Lineage: Eukaryota; Viridiplantae; Streptophyta; Magnoliopsida; Caryophyllales; Amaranthaceae. The record is from RefSeq and is a predicted model, not a curated record.
CAUGACUUUUCUGUGCACCCUUUUGCUUAUCUUAGCUAAUUAGCUUUUUCGAUCAUCUAUAAUAUAAUCAUUCAUUAUAUUAUAUUAUUCUCCUACUAUCUUCCUCUCUCUUUCCCUCUUUCUCUGAAUCACUAGGAAAAAUAAAGGCUAAUCACCACAAGUUAUAUUAAACGUCUACAAAUCAUAGCAAAACACCAAAGUAACAAGUUAAGCUAAAGGUGUUGGAGCAAAAAUGGGGAGAGCUCCUUGUUGUGACAAAGCUAACGUGAAGAAAGGUCCUUGGUCUCCUGAAGAGGAUGCUAAGCUCAAAUCCUUCAUCGAAAAGAAUGGUACCGGGGGAAAUUGGAUCGCGUUGCCUCAGAAAAUCGGGCUUAAGAGAUGUGGAAAGAGUUGUCGGCUUCGGUGGCUAAACUAUCUCCGGCCUAAUAUUAAACAUGGAGGAUUCUCAGAAGAAGAAGAUAGGGCUAUUUUAAGCCUCUAUGUUAGUAUUGGAAGCAGGUGGUCUAUAAUUGCAGCCCAAUUACCAGGAAGAACAGAUAAUGAUAUAAAGAACUACUGGAACACAAGAUUGAAGAAGAAACUCUUGGGAAAGCAAAGGAGACAUGAUGAAACUCGAAAAGCAAGCAAGCUAAUAAUAAAACAAGAGGAUUCUAUUCCCUAUUCGUCGAGUUUUGUCCAUAAUAAUAAUAAUAAUAAUCAAGUCCAAUAUUGGCCACCCCAUCAUCUUACUGCUAGUUCUUAUGAUAGUGCUAAUAAUCUUCCAUUAUUACCUAAUCAUGAUAACAUUGUUGGUAGUUACCCUAAUAGUAUCAUCACACAAACAAAUGUUCUCUCUACAUCGUCCGUACUCCCGGCUUGGGUUUCAAGUCAAUAUAAUCCUCAAGUUGUUGAGAUUGGAAUGUUGGAAGGCCAAAGCAGUAGUACAUUCCCACCUGAACUAGAGGAGUUAAUGAGUAGCAACCCACAAUCACAUAGGGUGGCAGAAGAGGGACUUGAUCAGUUAUUUUACGGAGAAUAUUAUGGGAACAAUUUGGUCAUUAACACUCAUGGAUCCACCUCUCAUACUACUACGACUACGACUACUACUACUUGUGGCCAGACCUCGGGAUGGGGUGAAAUAACCUCUUUGCUUUCUCUUCCAAUUUUGAAAUCUCAUUCUAAUGUUUUAAUUCAAGGAAUUCCAGAAGAAGCUCCAUUCCAAGACCCCUUGAGGUACUCUAGUCAUCAUCUAUAGUACGUCUUCUGUCUAUAUAUGUAACUUGCAUUCUGUGUGUUUCUCUUGUAAAUUCUACUUAUUGUAAAUUCUACAUAUAUGGAUUCUAAUCAUUUUUGUUUUUUUUGCCUCA